AUGGCUGCCGAUGGCCCCAACCCCGGCUUCUUGGGCAACCUCAACAAGGAUCAGGAAGUCAAGUUACAAAGUCUUUGGUCAGUCCUACUCAAGGCAGGGCAAAUAUCCCCACCAAAAGAACCUAUCAAUGGCUCCGUCGAGGAGCCUUGGAGUCCAACCCAACCCCACAGACGGUUGUCGCUUCUUGGCCGUACACAGAGCAACGUCUCCGAAAACCCCAUGCCAACCCUGAAUGAAUCUUAUCACCAAAACAUCAUGAAAUACCUAGGAGAAAUAGGGGCUGGUGUGGCUGAAUCCAACGCAAUCAAGAAGGCCCUCUCGGAGAUCACACCCACCGAGCUUCGUACGGGGUUACUUAACACUCUCAAACACGACCACCCCGAUGCCGUGCUUUUACGCUUCCUCCGCGCUCGCAAAUGGGAUGUUCCCAAGUCAUUUGCAAUGAUGAUGGAAGCAGUCGUUUGGCGAUUAAAGGAAAUGCAUGUAGACGAAGAUGUGAUGGCAAAGGGGGAGUUACAUGCCCUUAAGCAGACGCAAAACAAAUCCAGCAUAAGUGAACGGAAGGCCGGAAAUGACUUCAUGUCUCAAAUGCGCAUGGGAAAGAGUUAUGUGCAUGGUAUUGAUAGGGCUUGUCGCCCAAUCGUGGUGGUGAGAGUCCGCUUACACAAGCCUGGGGCUCAAAGUGAAGAAUCUUUGGAGAGACAUAUUGUCCAUCUGAUUGAAUCGGUCCGGCUUACAAUGGCUCCUCCGGUUGAGACUGCAGCUGUGUUAUUUGAUAUGACCGGCUUUGGACUGUCCAAUAUGGAAUAUCCACCUGUCAAAUUUAUUCUCAGAUGUUUCGAAGUUAACUAUCCAGAAUGUUUGGGAGUUAUGCUUAUUCAUAAUGCCCCGCGGGCUUUCUCAGGGAUUUGGCGACUCAUUCGAGGCUUGAUGGAUCCCGAAAUUGCAGCCAAGGUUGAGUUCACAAAUAGUGUUGCCGACCUCGAGAGGUUCAUCCCCCGUGAUCAGAUCGUGGAAGAGAUGGGCGGCGACGAGAAAUGGUCAUAUAGAUACAUUGAGCCCAGUCCUACAGAAAACUCCAAGAUGGAUAAUACUACGAUACGGGAUGCACUGAAACGGGAGCGACAAGCUAUUGGCGAAGAGUUCUUGGGUGCUACAUCUGGGUGGAUCAAUGCGACUAAAUCAGGGGACGCGACGACGCUCCAUUCCAGCGAAAGCGAAAGGGCUUAUCUAGCCGAGCGACUCCGCGUCAACUACUGGAAACUUGAUCCCUAUGCUCGAGCCCGUCUUCUCCUGGACCGAACAAACGUUAUUCAAGAUGGUGGCAAGAUUGAAUUUUAUCCUCAGGCAGCUCCUAUGGACGGUGAUGUUGAAAUAACCAAGGGAUUGGACGUGAAACAUUUAGAGCGGGUUGGGGAUGCUGCUCACUCACUCUUCAUCAUCUUCUCUCCUCAAACUCUCCCGCCUCGUGCUUGUAUUCAUCUUCCAUCAAUAGGCUGGUUUCCCCGCGCCAAAUUCGGUCCGGGCUCAACAGUCCUCUUUGAAAAGCCAACAAUCAGCGCAUGGUCAAUCCGAGAGAAACAGUCCCAGAACAACCACCAGCAAGAGGAAUGGGAUCAGGAUCUCGAGUCUGGUCCAUCAACAGCCGAGGUAACAUUCCACGUUCAGCAGGACAAUGGUCCAACGGCAUACAUGCGAGUAUACAUGCAGGUUCCACAUCCAUCUACCGAAUUUGAACCUCGUGAAGUUCGACGUCGCCAAGCCGCUCCCUGUCCACAUCUUGAAGUCAACGCCCUAAAGUGCCUCCACCAGGAACAUGCCACUAUGGCACCUGCCCUCCUCGGGAUUAAGGAGGAACUCCAAGGCGAUGAUGACGUCGUUCCAGGUGGUCACAUAGUCUACAUGGUGUUCGAGCACGUACCUGGAAUUCGACUUGCCGAUGAUCAAGGAGCACCUGUCCCUGGGUAUCCAUUACAUACGUUCUUUCGAGAGUUCGAGCGUGCGGAACGAGAUAAGAUUCGCGAUGAGUUCGACAAAGAUUACCCUACGCUGACGAAGUUUGAUUGGUCAAUCUACGAAACCUGGGCCGACCGUCUUGUGUGGGAUCCUGUCUCUUCGAAGCUGUGGUUCGUCGAUUUCAGAAAGGUGAUGGAUGCGGGCUGGCUGAAGAGAAUCCGCUCGCUUCGCCACGAACAAAAUCCCCGUACAGAGGCGGACCGGGGCCCCAUGCAGCUUAUCUGGGAACUCUGGGGUCUUGCCAUUCCCCCUUCCAACCCAAAGGAUCUAGACGAACUUACGGCAUGGAAACUGUGA
Molecule: messenger RNA, 2313 nt
Organism: Penicillium verrucosum
Lineage: Eukaryota; Fungi; Ascomycota; Eurotiomycetes; Eurotiales; Aspergillaceae
Product: CRAL-TRIO domain-containing protein
Exons: 6
Coding region: 1-2313 (770 amino acids)
Source: RefSeq, a predicted model, not a curated record